AAGAACUCAACAGAGAUGGAGGAGGAAUGUGUCCUGGAGCAGCAACUUCCAGCGGAGGUGAAAGAUGAAUUUGGGCGGAAGCGAAUUUUCGGCCAGCAAGGCACACUGCGCCUCAUCGAAUGUGUUCGCCAACGACCGAAACUGUGGCAUCGCCAGUAUCUGCGCAGUCGAGCGUCGGGCAUCGAUGAUUGGGAGGAAAUACAGCGGACGGAAUUCAGCACGAUCAGUGUGAAUCAGUUGCGCGUGCGCUGGAAAACACUGCGCGAUUGCUUCCGCCGGGAGGCUAAACGUAUAGAGGAUGGCACGAUCCCAGCAAUCCGCUGGCCACUGUACGACCACAUGCAGUUCCUGCACGGUCACUUUCGGCUGAAGAAGAGUAAAGCACGCAAAAACGGUGGAAAAACGGUAUGCCGGCCGGAACGUGUGUCUUCUCCGCUGCAAAACAAUCCCAAUGAGACUGAAGUCAAACAGUCGAUCAAGUUCGUACCGAUCGAGGAGGACAUCAAACACGACAUAGGUCCCUCUGAACGUUCGAUCGAUGAGCAGGACGUCAAGGAGGAGGAUGAUGCAUCAAUUGAUGACAGUGAGGUUACUUACAAGAAUAAGUUCCGGCCGCGUUCCAGCAAAUCCGCUUCGAGCACCUCGACCGGUGGCGGCUGGGUGAAGCCUGAUGCCGAAAAUCCGGACUGUCGUUUCCUGAUGAGCCUGACGCCAUUUUUGAACGAUAUGCCAGCGGAGGAAAAUUUAAAAAUUCGCAUCAAAAUGCUGCAACUGGUAGCGGCUGCGAACAGAAGCUCGGGCUCAGAGACGUUUAUUAGGAAGGAACGUUCCUAAGGUUUUGGAGCAAAGGUCAAGCGUAUUAGGAGGAGUGCAAUUCGAAACGUGGUAUGUGAUUUUGCUCGUACACUUAUAGAAAAUGAUUUGUAUUACUGCCGUUUAUGCAAGAUAAGUACAGGUAUAAUUGCAAAAUAUUAAUCAUAUUAACUAGUUGUACGAAAUUGGAUUACAAAUCUGUAGACAGGGGUGAAGUAGGACGGGAUAGUUGACUUGAGUACAACAUCCAGCAAUGGAAGAGGAUGAAAGGGUAUAUCAGAACGGUGCAAUUUAACAUCCCAUCUCACAUUGUAGACUAAUUGAUAAACGAAUAUUCUAAUACAUACUUGCAGGGCUUGUUAACGACCAAUCUUUAGCAAAAUAGACCAUUUAACUGGCGACUGAACGUA
This is a messenger RNA of Anopheles coluzzii, 1223 nucleotides long. RefSeq lists its product as uncharacterized. Gene Ontology annotation, molecular function: DNA binding. The transcript is spliced from 2 exons. The record is from RefSeq and is a predicted model, not a curated record. Gene Ontology annotation, biological process: regulation of transcription by RNA polymerase II. Gene Ontology annotation, cellular component: nucleus; transcription regulator complex. NCBI's taxonomy places the organism in Eukaryota, Metazoa, Arthropoda, Insecta, Diptera, Culicidae. Bases 16 to 834 code for a protein of 272 amino acids.